This is a messenger RNA of Lindgomyces ingoldianus, 1119 nucleotides long. RefSeq lists its product as uncharacterized. The transcript is spliced from 4 exons. The record is from RefSeq and is a predicted model, not a curated record. Lineage: Eukaryota; Fungi; Ascomycota; Dothideomycetes; Pleosporales; Lindgomycetaceae. Bases 1 to 1119 code for a protein of 372 amino acids.
AUGGAUGGGAGUGUGAUGAUAUCACCAUCUCUGGAAGAGGUCAAAUCGGAGAGAUCUCAAAUUACUGGAUCAAAUGUGCAGAGGAAGGCGUUAGGGGGAGAGCAGGGGAGAAGAUUAACUGAGGAGAGGCGAAGAAAUGUUGUCGGUAUUCGAGAUGAGGUGAAUGAUGACAACCUGGCGAGAAUAAGGCGUGUUAGGAUGAACGCGAGAAUGUUCGCGAGAAUUUUCGCGAGAAAACUGAGUGGUUUUACUACAAUUAGCUCGGAUUUCCGGAGAUUCCGUGACAUGAACUAUCAUCUUCAUUUCUUCCAGGCAAAAGCUACGGGAGACGAGAUCGAAGACGUACUAGGUGGGCUUCAUGUCGGAGAAGAGUCUUCACCUGCUAGUAAACUUCCCGAAGAAGCAGAUGUUGUGGGUCUGGCGGAAAUCAUCGACGGUAGAGAAGCUCCUGGUGGAGACGGCGACGCCCGUGAACCUGAGGCUAUGGUGGGAGGAGAUAGUGGGGGCGAAGCGGAAGGUGCUGAUUUAGGAGGACCUAGCCGACCAACAGCAACGACGAUAGAGAGGAAUAGAGGUAGACGUACUUUCCUCGGAAUUGAUAUCGGCUCGAAACGCAAGACCACGGGACCUCCCAAUUACAGCAAUACCACUUCAAGGAACGAGAAGGUUGAGAAGAAGCCAGCCGAAGCGUUAUUCAAGAAGUCACUUAAGAAGCCAAAAGCUACUCUGAAGCCAAAGCCUGCCCUCAGGGCAAGCGCUGCAAAGGGAAAGGCAGCAGAAGUCGACCCAGAAAAUGAAUCCGAUAGUGAUGAAGAUGUCGAUACUGAGGGCAUGACCGUUGGUGAUUUUAGAGAAAUGGCCAGCGAAAUCCUCGAUUUAGUCCGUGUCACCACUAACCGCAGAACCGGUCGCAAUCCUAGCAGCCGGGGCAAGGUUGAAAAGGCUAUCAAGGCAAUUCGAGGCGAAGUCGAACGUUUUCAAAGCAGAGGAGCUGGUAUCAAGAGGAAGGUAGCCGAUCCCAAGAAAGGGACAGAAUCGAUACCGAAGAAGGCGAAGGUUACAGCAAGGACAAGGGAAAAGGGAAAGCUAAGAGCUAGGGCGAGGCUGCUGAGGUUGUAG